CCAUGGGUGUAUAGUCUCCACAAUCAAACUGUUUCUUCCAGAUGGAAUGGAAGCUCGAUUGCGAUCAGAUGUUAUCCAUGCUCCAUUACCAAGUCCCGUUGACAAGGUUGCUGCUAACACUCCCAGUAUGUAUUCUCAGGAAUUGUUUCAGCUUUCACAGUAUCUUCAGGAAGCCUUACAUCGGGAACAAAUGUUAGAACAGAAGCUGGCAACCCUUCAACGACUACUUGCUGUCACGCAAGAGGCUUCAGAUACUAGUUGGCAGGCUUUAAUAGACGAAGACAGGCUGCUAUCAAGAUUAGAGGUUAUGGGAAAUCAAUUACAGGCAUGUUCAAAGAAUCAAACAGAAGACAGUAUACGAAAAGAGCUUAUAGCAUUACAAGAAGACAAACACAACUAUGAGACAACAGCCAAAGAGUCCCUGAGGCGGGUCCUUCAGGAGAAGAUUGAAGUGGUCAGAAAACUGUCUGAAGUGGAGCGGAGUUUAAGUAAUACAGAAGAUGAAUGUACUCACCUGAAAGAAAUGAAUGAACGGACUCAGGAAGAAUUAAGAGAAUUAGCUAAUAAGUACAAUGGAGCUGUAAAUGAAAUUAAAGAUCUUUCUGACAAGCUAAAGGUAGCAGAGGGAAGACAAGAAGAAAUCCAACAGAAAGGACUGGCUGAGAAAAAAGAAUUGCAGCAUAAAAUAGAUGAAAUGGAAGAGAGAGAGCAAGAGCUUCAAGCAAAAAUAGAAGCUCUGCAGGCUGAUAAUGACUUCACCAAUGAGCGGCUAACUGCUUUACAAGUACGGUUAGAACAUCUUCAAGAGAAAACUCUUAAAGAACACAACAGCUUAGGCAUACAAGUUGAUGACUUCAUACCUAAAAUUAAUGGGAGCACAGAGAAAGAGCACUUUCUUUCAAAGAGUGGAGGGGACUGCACUUUUAUUCAUCAGUUCAUAAAAAGUCAGAACAAGAUCAUAGAUGAAGGACAUCUAACCAAAGUGGAAGAAACAAAGCUUUUGAAAGAGAAUCAAGCAAGAGUCAAAGAAUCUGAUUUGUCAGACACUCUUAGUCCAAGCAAGGAAAAAAGCAGUGACGACACUACAGAUGCCCAAAUGGAUGACCAAGAUCUAAAUGAACCUAUUGCAAAAGUAGCUCUUCUAAAAGAUGAAUUGCAGGGUGCACAAUCUGAGACUGAGACUAAGCAAGAAAUUCAGCAGCUGCACAAGGAGCUGAUUGAAGCCCAAGAGCUAGCUAGGACAAGUAAACAAAAAUGCUUUGAACUUCAAGCACUGUUGGAAGAAGAGAGAAAAGCAUACCGAGCGCAAGUUGAAGAAUCUAACAAGCAAAUAAAUGUUCUGCAAGCUCAGUUGCGAAGGUUACAAGAAGAUACUGAGAAUCUUCGUGAGGAAAAGGAGAAUGAAAUUUCAAGCACUCGAAAUGAACUAGUCAGUGCUCAAAAUGAGAUUCUGUCACUUCAGCAAGUGGCAGAAAAGGCAGCAUCAGAACGAGAUACGGAUAUUUCUGCACUGCAAGAUGAGCUGCAAACAGUGCGAGCAGAACUUGAGCGGUGGCGGAAGGAUGCCUCAGAUUAUGAAAAAGAGAUUGUCAAUCUGCAAGCCAGUUUUCAGCUCAGAUGUCAGCAGUGUGAGGAUCAGCAGAAGGAAGAGGCUACUCGCUUAAAAGGUGAACUUGAAAAGUUGAAGGCAGAGUGGAGUGCCCUGGAAGCUGAAUGUGUUACACUAAGGAAGGAAAAUACUUUACUUACAUCUGAACUUCAACGACAAGAGAAGGAGCUUUCUAGCUCUCAGAAACAGAGUUUAGCGCUAACCAGCGAUAUAAGUGUUCUUGAAAUGUCUCGAAAGGAACUUGAAAAUCAGAUGGGAUCUUUGAGAGAAAAACAUCAACGGGAUGCAGCUAGUCUAAAAAGCCAACUCAGUGAGGCUGAGAGUCAAGCAAAAGAUGUUCAAAAAGAGUAUGAAAGAACACAGACUGUGCUCUCAGAGCUGAAGGCGAAGUAUGAGAUGGCUGAACAAGAAAAUCAGUCACUCACAGAAGAGCUCAAACAAUGUAAAGAAAACCUGAAGCUGCUACAAGAAAAAGGAAAUAACCCUUCCAUAUUACAACCCGUCCCAGCCGUAUUCAUCGGCCUAAUCCUGGCUUUCCUGUAUUGGUGUUACGGCCCAUUGUGGUAGCGAAAGAGACAAUGGCCUUGGAUGCCUGUGAUGGCAGCUUUGGUUGCUGUAACAGCCGUGGUGCUGUACCCAGGCCUAACCAGAGCUUCUCCAUGAGAACUGUUGUUGAAUCCAUACACCGUCCUCCCUUUAGAAGCUGGCAACAUUCAUAUACUGAGGGAAAACAGAUUAAUUCUCUUCCUUUUUACCUCUUAAUACAGCACAGCUCUGCGUGAGAACAGCAGUAGGGUCAUUUGCUUUAAACUGUAUAAAAUGUAUCUGUCUAUAAAGAGGGAAUAAAAU
Antrostomus carolinensis (chuck-will's-widow) is the source of this 2458-nucleotide messenger RNA. It is a transcript of the gene SLMAP, whose product is annotated as sarcolemma associated protein. The transcript is spliced from 22 exons. The record is from RefSeq and is a predicted model, not a curated record. Lineage: Eukaryota; Metazoa; Chordata; Aves; Caprimulgiformes; Caprimulgidae. Gene Ontology annotation, biological process: regulation of voltage-gated sodium channel activity; protein localization to plasma membrane; regulation of membrane depolarization during cardiac muscle cell action potential. Bases 47 to 2176 code for a protein of 709 amino acids.